Molecule: messenger RNA, 2784 nt
Organism: Poecile atricapillus (Black-capped chickadee)
Lineage: Eukaryota; Metazoa; Chordata; Aves; Passeriformes; Paridae
Gene: KANSL3
Product: KAT8 regulatory NSL complex subunit 3
Exons: 18
Coding region: 25-2769 (914 amino acids)
Biological process (GO): positive regulation of transcription by RNA polymerase II
Cellular component (GO): NSL complex
Source: RefSeq, a predicted model, not a curated record
GGGAAAGGGGGCGGGGCUCCCGCCAUGUCGCAACGAGCCGGGGACCGCGAUCGCGACAGGGAGCGCGACAGGGAGAGAGAGCUGCAGUGGUCGGCCCGCAGGAUGGGCACCUCGCUGCUGCUGCAGCUGUCGGCCCACGAGCGAGAGCUCGACCUGGUGUGCCUCGACCACAGCUACGCCAAGCCGUGGAGCGCGCACCCCGAUGCCAGCGCCGCCCGGCCCGCCCGGCUCCUCUUCCUCACCCCGCGGAGACACCUCGGCAGCGCCCCGGAGGCCGAUGUCCCCAUCGACGUGGAGACGGUGACGCCCACGCCGGUGCCGCUGUACGACAACCAGAAGGCUCGGAGCGUGAUGAACGAGUGCGAGCGGCACGUCAUGUUCGCACGCACCGACGCCGACGCGCCGCCGCCGCCCGACGACUGGGAGGAGCACAUCAACAGGUCAGGCUGGAGCACGGCUCAGAACAAGCUGUUCAACAAGAUCCACAAGGCUCUGCAGUCGGACCGGCUGGCCCGGCUGGCCAACGAGGGGGCCUGCAACGAGCCGGUUCUUCGGAGGAUCGCGGUGGAUAAAUGCGCCCGCCGCGUUCGCCAGGCCCUGGCCAGCGUCAGCUGGGACACCAAACUCAUCCAGUGGCUCCACACCACCCUGGUGGAGACCCUCAGCCUCCCCGUGCUGGCUGCUUACCUGGAUGCCCUGCAAACCCUGAAAGGAAAGAUUCCGGCGUUGAUCGAUAGGAUGUUGCUCUCCUCCACGGCCAAGACAGGAGCAGCGGGGGCUGAGGCGCUGUCACUGCUGCUCAAGAGGCCCUGGGAUCCAGCUGUGGGGGUUCUGUCCCAUAAUAAACCUAGCAAACUGCCGGGAUCCCCCCUCAUCCUCAUCGCGUCCUCCGGCCCCGCCAGCUCCGUGUUCCCCACGUCCCGACGGCAGCGAUUCUGGCAGUCCCAGCUCUCCUGCCUGGGGAAGGUGAUCCCCAUCUCCACGUCCCUGCUGAACAAUGGCAGUGGGGUGGGGGUGCUGCAGUGCCUGGAGCACAUGAUCGGCGCUGUCAGGGGCAAGGUGGCCGAGAUCCACAACCACUUCUCGCACAAGCAGAUCAUCCUCAUCGGCUGGAACACCGGCGCCCUGGUGGCCUGUCACGUUUCCGUGAUGGAAUACGUCACCGCCGUCGUGUGCCUCGGUUUCCCUCUGCUCACCGUGGACGGCCCCCGGGGGGACGUGGACGAUCCCCUGCUGGAGAUGAAGACCCCGGUGCUCUUCGUCAUCGGGCAGAAUUCCCUGCAGUGCAACGCCGAGGCCAUGGAGGAUUUCCGGGAAAAGAUCCGGGCGGAAAACAGCCUGGUGGUGGUGGGGGGAGCGGAUGACAACCUCAGGAUAAGCAAAGCCAAGAAGAAAUCUGAAGGUCUGACCCAGAGCAUGGUGGACAGGUGCAUCCAGGACGAGAUUGCCGAUUUCCUGACGGGGGUCCUGACCCGCUCCGAGCUCCAGCCCGGCUCGGAUCCGCGGGAUUUGGAGGCGGAGAGGAAGAGGAAGAGGAGGGAUUUGUCCCUGGAGAUUCCCGAGAGGAGCAGCCGGCCCGGCUCCCCUGCCGCCAAAAUCCCGGCGUCUCCCUCGGGAUCCGAGGAUCUGUCCAGCGUGUCCAGCAGUCCGACCUCCAGCCCCAAGGCCAAGGUGGCCGCUCUGUCCCUCCCCAAGCCGGGCCAGGCGAGCUCGGCGCCGCUCCCGAGGCGACAAAUCCCGCACAAACCCACCCCAGGUGUCUCCGGGAAGUCGCUGCCCCUCGGCCAUUCCGGCUCCAAGGAAAUCCCGGGAAUGUUCUCCAGCCAAAAGCUCAGUUCCAGUCCGGAGCUGUCUCUGAGCCCGGCUCAGGCUCCCGGAGCGUUCCCGGCCCUGCAGAGCCGGCUGGUGGCCACGGGCAACCAGAGCCAGCCUGGCCCAGCCCUGACAGAGCUCAGCUCUGAAGGCUCCAGGAGCUCUGCAGAGCUUGGCCACCAUCAGCACCAUCCCCGUGCCCACCUCGCUGGCCCUGGGCGCCUCCAGCAAGCCCACGGCCAUCCAGCAGCUGCUGGGCAACGGGGGACUGGCCAAACUGGCCAGCAGCCUCCCAGGGCUGGCCCACAUCUCCAACCAGGGCUCAGGGCUGAAGGCUCCCACCACCAUCACGGUGACGCUGCGGGGACAGCCCGGCCGUGGGGGCUCCCUGAGCCUGGAGGAGCAGCCCCAGGGCCCCCAGUGACCACCAGGAGCCCAGGGUGGCCACCACCAGCCCAGGGUGGCCACCACCAGCCCAGGGUGGCUCCCGUCCCUCCAGGCACCUCCAGGACCCCCAGCCCAGCCCGGGGACCCUUUGGGGACCCUUUGGGGACACUUUGGGGACAUUUUGGGGACACUUUGGGGACACUUUGGGGACAGCGCCGGGGCUGGGAGCAGCUCUGGGACCCCCCAGAAUUCCUGGGGGUGGGAAAAGGGGGGAAUUUUCUGGAUUUGUUGCUGUUUAAUAAAAAUUUCCUUUUUUUUAUAUUUAUAUGUAAUUCUUUAAAAAUUUUGUUGUGUUUUUGGACUGAGUUUCAUUUUCCCUUUUCCUUUUCCUUUUCCCUUUCCUUUCCUUUCCUUUCCUUUCCUUUCCUUUCCUUUCCUUUCCUUUCCUUUCCUUUCCUUUCCUUUCCUUUCCUUUCCUUUCCUUUCCUUUCCUUUCCUUUCCUUUCCUUUCCCCUAAAUUCCUUCCUGAAUUCCUUCCUAAAUUCUUUCCCUUCCUUCCUAAAUUCCUAAAAAAUCCUAAAUUCU